This is a messenger RNA of Didymosphaeria variabile, 1851 nucleotides long. It is a transcript of the gene DBF4, whose product is annotated as Cdc7p-Dbf4p kinase complex regulatory subunit. Gene Ontology annotation, cellular component: nucleus; Dbf4-dependent protein kinase complex. The transcript is spliced from 3 exons. Lineage: Eukaryota; Fungi; Ascomycota; Dothideomycetes; Pleosporales; Didymosphaeriaceae. The record is from RefSeq and is a predicted model, not a curated record. Gene Ontology annotation, biological process: regulation of cell cycle phase transition; positive regulation of nuclear cell cycle DNA replication. Bases 1 to 1851 code for a protein of 616 amino acids. Gene Ontology annotation, molecular function: protein serine/threonine kinase activator activity; nucleic acid binding; zinc ion binding.
AUGGCAGCAGUAGCUGUGCCUCCCUCGCCCCAGGUCGUAGACGUCAUGGCCAACCGUCGCGUCCCCCUCGCAAACCUCCACAAUGCCACAAACUCGCCCAUGCGCGCGACUGCCAUUGGCGGCAAGCGUCAACGCUCCCACGCCAGCGAGCAACGCGACCUCACCUAUGGUCAGCCACCCGCCAAGAAGCUUAUGGUAGAGGAUGAUGCAGACGCACGUCGCUCUGGGCUCGUUCGCCGGAGUGCUGCUCCACCGACUGCGCUUACGAAGAAGCUGGAAGCGGCACGCGAGCAGAAGGUGGCAUCCAGGACCACUCGACCCAACACACGAGGCCCCGAGGUUAAUGCUAGCAACCUCGAGACGAUCCGCAAUUGGCAACGACACUAUCGAAAACUCUUCCCGCAGUUCGUCUUUUGGUUCGAGAGCGUUCCUGAUGACAUCAAAUCCAAAGUCUCCAGACAGGCGCAGAUCCUAGGCUCCCGUGAAGCCAAGUUCUUCUCUCGUGAAGUCACCCAUGUCAUCACCGCUCGUCCCAUUGGACCCGAAUUCGAUUCGUCCAGCUCGUCGAUCGCUGCUAAGGGCACCGUAAACCCAGCUCAGCUCGAAUCGAAGAGAUCUGUUUUCGACAAUGCUCUCGAAAUCCAAAAGACUGGUGGUGGAGACAUACUGCAUAAGGCCAAGGACCUGGGAAUGAAAAUCUGGGCUCUUGACAAGCUUCAGCGUAUGCUUGAUACUAUGUUCAACACUGCUACUGGGGAGGAUGUGACACAAUACAUUGCACGUAAUGGGGCCACAGCGCUGCAACCGACAGCUCGUCGUGACCUACAGAAGCUGUUGGAGCAAGAGAAGCUUAGUCGGCCGAUGGACCGCGAUUACUCUGUGGCCGCGCAGGACAUGAUUCCCCUUCGCGGCUUCUACAUCUACAUCCACGAUAUGGAUGAGUUGACGCGCCCUGUCAUGGUCCGGGAGUACUCCAAGGUUCAGAAGAAAGAAGAUGGCAAAUGGCCACAAUUCCGCGUUUCUGGAAACUAUAAGUGCCCUUUUAUCGAGGACCGCGAAGCCGUUCGUAGACAGCAAAUCGAAGAGCAGGACGCACGACACGCACGGAGGAUGGCGAACGCUGCUCCGCGCACAAGGGCUGUCACGGCCGCUCUGGACGAGAAACGUGCUCUGGGAGACAAUCCUAACCUCGCCCGGCGUAGCAACACCACCACUGCCGUUCCUAUAAAGGAAGAAAACACUGAGUGUGCCGGGGUUCCAAAGGCUCUUCAGACCACGCGAGAUGGCAUCCCUCCUAUGUUCGGCAGUGCUCAGGCUAGCCUGCGUACUAUGCCACGAUUCAUUGGCGGCGAACCUGUGGCCUCUGGCCUACACCAAUCGAACAUCACGUCCGCUAUCCAAUCUCAGAUGAUUUCGUCUACAGCUGCAGCACCCGGUGCCCGCGCUGGCAAUAGCAAAGAGGUCAAUCAGUUGAAGAGAAAGGUUCUGGAGAGGAACAGCGCACCAUCUGUGAACAGCGGUCAUUCAUCUACUAUGGGCGAUGCUUCUUUACGGGCGGCAUUGAACCAAGACCACCCCCAGCCCACGCGUGCUGCCAAACGCAAAGCUCAAGAAACUCUCGGACAAGUCCGCGAGGAUACCGAUGAGGAGAGGAAAGUCAGGAAAGCUGUAGCAUUGCGUCGCAAAAAGCCCGUCGAGAAGGAGCUCAAGCCUGGCUAUUGCGAAAAUUGCAGAGAGAAGUUCAAUGAUUUUGAUGAGCAUGUUGUAUCACGCAAGCAUCGCAAGUUCGCAGUAACGGCCGAUAACUGGAUGGAGCUUGAUCAGCUUCUCGCCCAGCUUACCCGUGAAUGA